This is a messenger RNA of Humulus lupulus (European hop), 4774 nucleotides long. RefSeq names its product two-pore potassium channel 3-like. Gene Ontology annotation, cellular component: plant-type vacuole membrane. Bases 314 to 1627 code for a protein of 437 amino acids. Gene Ontology annotation, biological process: potassium ion transmembrane transport; stabilization of membrane potential. Lineage: Eukaryota; Viridiplantae; Streptophyta; Magnoliopsida; Rosales; Cannabaceae. The record is from RefSeq and is a predicted model, not a curated record. The transcript has 2 exons. Gene Ontology annotation, molecular function: potassium ion leak channel activity.
AUCUAAAUUUUGACGAACAUAAGAGAACCAUACAAAAAAACCUUUGAUUCUCCAAAAAAAAAAAAACCAAAAGCUCUCUCCUUUGCUUUGAUUUUUGCCGACAUUCAAUCGUAACAUUACAUUACCAUAUUUGAUUCAAGUUGUCUCUCUCUCUCUUUUUUUUCUCUUCUCUCUAAAACCAGUCGGUUAGCGGUUGAAAAUUGAAAAAGCUUCGAUCUUUGAGCCAUUUCUAAACAGUUUUGAUAUCACAUUGACCAUUGAAGAAAAGGGUAGUAGUAUAAGUGCUUAGUUUUUGGUUUUCCGGCGUACCCAGAUGGAGAAAGAGCCGUUAUUGCCAUACGUGAGGAGGUGGCCGCCGCCGCCACCGCUGCUUCCCCAGCUAUGCACUCUCCCUGAAAACGACGAAAUCUCUCUCCCAUUAACGCCUUCUGAGCUCAAGGACCAUCUCAUCUUCGGUCCACCUUCUUCGCCUCAAGAAUCUUCCCCCAUAGUCGAUGCUUUAACCCUUUCCCUCAACUCAUCCAGAGCCUCUCCUUCUUCUUCCACCACCACAAGUGUCUCUCUCGACCCAACUAGCCCAAGGGAUAGCUCGUUGUUGUUUCAGUCCUCACCCACGUGGCUUCUUGACCCAAAUUACCCAUCUUGGAACAAAACCAAUCUUCAUCGAUCCAGAACCGCACCAGCCAUGGCUGUCAUAAACGACACCAAUCACCCUGUCAGUUCCAAGCCCCAGUUCGGGACAUCGAUUGUCAAGCAAGGUUUCGUUCUUCUCUUGGUGUAUUUAUCAUUUGGGGUUCUGAUAUAUUCUUUGAAUAGGCAUAAUUUUGUGGCUAAUGAGACUCACCCUGUUGUGGACGCUUUGUACUUUUGUAUUGUCACAAUGUGUACCAUUGGUUAUGGUGAUAUCACCCCUAAUAGUGCUGCCACCAAGCUUUUCUCUGUGCUGUUUGUGUUAGUUGGGUUUGGUUUUGUUGAUAUCUUGCUUAGUGGGAUGGUUAGCUAUGUGCUUGAUUUGCAAGAGAGUCAUUUGCUUAGCAGUGUUAAAGGUGUUGGGGAGAAGAAGAAAGAGAAUGCUAGAUCGUAUAUAAUUGAUUUCAAGAAAGGGAGAAUGAGGAUUAGAAUGAAGGUGGCUUUGGCAUUAGGUGUUGUGGUUCUUUGUAUUGGAUUAGGAGUUGGGGUUAUGCAUUUUGUGGAGAGACUAGGGUGGUUGGACUCCUUUUAUCUUUCGGUUAUGUCAGUUACUACUGUUGGGUAUGGAGACCGGGCAUUCAAAUCUAUGACUGGCCGGAUUUUCGCUUCGGUUUGGCUGCUUGUGUCGACGCUCGCUGUUGCUCGAGCUUUUCUGUAUUUGGCUGAGGCAAGAGUGGACAAACGGCAUAGGAAGAUGGCAAAGUGGAUACUUGGUCAGGACAUGACUAUCUCUGAGUUUCUUGCUGCUGAUAUUGACAACAAUGGUUUUGUUAGUGUGCUUAUUUCUUUUCUGAAAAAAGAGAUAGAGGCUUUUGUCUUAACUGACCUCCUCUCAGGUAAACAACCCUUACUUUUGGCGGAGGAAAAACGUGGUAACAAUCAAAACAACCACAAAAACAAAAACAAACCCAACAACAAAACACAACAACUACUCUAGGAAGUCUAAAAAGGAUAACCCAUCAAAACUUUUAGGGAGUGUUUGGUAUGGGAUAAAGUGGAGUUGAGAAUGAAAAUCUAAAAUACUUUACAUGUUUGGUUCAAAUUUUUAAGGGCUAAAGUUAAUAGUUUUUGUGGGCCUCACAUGUAUUUUAAGUAUAAAGUGAAUCAUUUUAUAAUAUUAUCUUUAUCUUAAGCCCCUCUACACUUUUUAAAGUCAUUCAACUACUCAAAACAAACACCCCUUUAGUGCGAUACCUCACCCCCUUCGUCUCCUCCGACAAACUUCUGCGGCACAUCACCUUCUUCGACUAGAUUGGGACAAGACUAUGCAAUCUUCCUAACCCAUACACUCACAACACCACCGAUGGGAUGAUUAUUCUUCUCUCUCAACUUGAAUAAUCUUAAAGUAAUAAAAUUUUCAUCGUAGGGCAGAGUGAUGGAAGCAGGAAUAAAGCCUUUAGAAUCUCCAAACAACCUCAAACGAGCAGAAGACACAUUUUUCAUCUCUAAAAUCUGUUUGUCCACAUCCAUCAACCCUCUGCUCAAAGCCCCUAUAACCUUAAACACAUGAAUAUUCCAAAUAUUCAAAGGAAUACCAUCAACCCCGAUCCAAUUAUGAUAACGACUAAUUUUCUUAUCAUCCGACUGUGUACUCCAACUCCAAGGGACAAAAAAUAUCCUAGUAGCGUCCCGAAUAAACACCACUCCUCUAGAAAUCAAAUCUUUUUGCACAGCAUCAGUAGGACACCAAAGAAUAGCUAUAUCAUGAAACAUUAGAGACAUCUCGACAUUUACUCCUAAUUCCCUUUGUAUGCCUACCAGAAUAACUUUCCAAGAAGAUUGGCUAUCACUCCGUAGCAUCACGACAGCAUGACCCUUCUUACACGAUAACCCAUGGCUAACAUGUUUCGUAUGACUAUUAUUGCCCUCACCCUUCCCUAUUACCACAUAGACCCAAGCCUUCUUGGAGACCCUGGUAUCUAGAGAGGUUCUCUUCUUUGAUUCCCUGUCAUGUCUGCCAACAAUCCCAAUUAGAAAAUUGUUCAACUCCUUCCAACUUGACUCUCAUCCCUCAUCUAGUAUAAUAACACUUCUUACAAUGUUAUUUUUCAGCGUGGAAACUUCGAGGAAGGCGCCUCUGAUAUUCCUAAAACAUUCGAUGAACACAUUCAAAUUGUUGUUUCUGAAAGAACGCUUAAAGCCCUUCUUUUUCUCAUCCUUCAAAGACAACAAACUCGAGAUAUCUUCAAUCAACCACCUUGCACCACCCUCUAAGGUCAGCAUAAUCUCAUACCCUGAUAACCUGGUUCUUUCACACAAACGAACAACCCCUCCAUCAUUAGAAAGAGUCAACAUGAACACCUUAUGUUCUGUUUUGAAACUCCAAUAGCCUUUGAAACCAUUACUAGAAUUAUCAAUAACGUAACCACCAUUUCGUCCGAUUCCAAUGGGGAAAGGGAGUUUUUCCUUCCCAUAACCAGUGGGGUUAUAAAAAUCUCUCUUACUUGCCCUCCCAUGACCAUAGGGGCCAUGGGAAUCUAUUAGACAAAUGAAUUGAAUAUGAAUCACUAUUCCCCCCACCCACACACAACAAAUUUAAAUUGUUUAAUGCUCUUAUUUACUUUUAAAUAAGUUAUAGUGUGCGUAGCAAUUUUGAGUCCUCCUAGGUACCUACAUAGCAAUUAAUAUAGUUUUCUGGUCCCAAAUAUUAUCGUGCUAGACAGGGAGCCUAGUUAUUUUUUUCUUAAAAAAAGAAAUUAUUAUCACCCGGUUGGAGUACUAGGUCCUUAAUGUUUAUAUCUUCUCUUCAUAAUAAAUUCUCAUGGUUUUAUAUAUAUAUAUAUAUAUAUAUAUUGCUCAUGGUAUUAUAUUAUUUCAAAUUCUAAAUAUUACCUUGAAUAAAUUGUUUAGUAACGUUUAUCUUAAGACUUUGAAUAGUUCAUAAAUGAUGCUUAUGUUGACAAACUUGUGAAUCUGUUUAUUUCACUUGAAGUUGGGAGAUUUCUCUGCUUUUAUCUAGGUUUGAAGUGCAGGAUUGAAUUAUCUUUCACUGCUUUCUUUUCCAACACAAUACUUUAGUGCUCCACUGGUUUUUUUUCCCUGUAAUGUUGUUAGAACAGAUUAACAUAUUAUUAUGUUUGAAAUAUCGAUUUCGGUCUACGUGGGAGGAAUCAACAUUAUCAAAUGGAUGCAUGACCACAUGCUAUUCAAAUCGGUUAGCUUGUAUCAGGAGCGAAAUGCUCAAGUACUUUACUGUGUAAUUGGAUGCACGUUAGUCAGAUUGACCAGCUUGAAGAAAGUGAGUAAUUAUGCACAUUCUCUAGCUCUGAAAAGGGAUAGCUUAAAUUGUCAGUCAUGUAGUUUGCUCCAUAAAGUUUGAGGUUUGAGUCUAGUACUUAAAUAGCAUUAUAGGGUUAGACGAGGAUCCCAAUUUAAAAGAAAUAGUGGUGGAAGAGAGAUUAGUAAAAUUUACCUAUAAUCCAAGAUUAGUUACCUUGAGCUUCUGAUGUUGCAAUCACUUCUAUAGGGAAUUAUUAUUUGGGCUUGAAUUGAGUUCUGGAUGGAGUAUCAAGUGCAGUAAACCUUACUAGACAAUUCUCUAGGACACCUGCAACUCUAUUUGGUUUUCUUUUCUUCGAAAAGCCUUAGUACUUAAAACACAGAGAUCAAUAGUGCUGCUUCACUUUGAUACAAUGUCUAAGUACAGGGACAAGCGAGCAAACGAACUGGUGAAAGCUAAGCAAGAUAUGCAACACGACCGUGUGAAAAAGACUUUUUUCCUGUUCUCCCCAAAAAUUUUGAGCUACAACUUGUUCACUUUUUAGUCUUUAUUUACUUUAUUCAUUUCUCUUCAACUCUUAAUGAUUGAGUACUGUUUUGAUUUCAGCAAGACUCCCUGUGGACGUGCUAAUCUGAAUUGUCUGUAUUUUUUUUAUAUGAACUCUGGCAAGUUCUGGAAGUUCUUUUGAUUCUUAAUCUCGAGCCUAAUUCGUGAUUUUGUUUCAUCUUAUCCUUUUAAUUGAAACUUAUCAUAUCAUAACGUUAUACUAAAGUGCUAUCGUAUGAUUCAUGAAUUGAAGUUGCUUAUAGAGAUCUAAUCAUGCCAUACACAUUUCCAGUUUGCCUUAUCAUGCUGGCUUUUGUA